CCUGACAUUGACACACAGGGCGCCUUAGGACCGGGUGACGCAAACCAGCAGGCAGUCAGAGUGGAUUGUGUGGUCCCUGUACAGGAGCUCCAGACCCCCACCAGUUCCAGAAGCCACAGCCACCUCACUGGAUGGACAGAUACAGCAACAGGAUGAGCCUUGAGAGCUGUGGAUCUGUUUGAUGCUGUUUGAAACAGAGAAUUGCACUUGAUCAAGACACUCAUUUAGCUUUUAUUCAGUCAGGACAUGUUGAGAGAUAUUAUUGUCUUAGUGAGAGAGCAGGACUGCAGCAGACCACUGAGAGCGGGAAACAUAUCCCUACCGGACAGAGCAGACGGCGGCCAUUUUAAGGGACGCUGAACCAGACUUACACUUGGGUCAAGUGUCAUUCCAAUCAAAGGGGUCCAAGUCUUCUUGAACCCUGGGAGGAGAUUCUGAAGAGUGGCUUUGAUUUCUGGGCUAUAUUGUCAAUGUGGAACAGAGGAAGUGUCACUCUAGAAUCACUGAUUGAUAUGCGGUAGAGACGACCGUGUGACACAAUCUACAAGAGACUUCUACUACGGAGCCCAUUUGUUUUGCCCAUCAGAGUGAGAAGAAGGGACUGAGACAGACGCAGGAAGCCAACAUGGACAUAUUCGGUGGUGCCCCCCGUGUACUGGGCUACUCGCGCCCCGUGGCGGCACAGUGUGGCACGGACGCCGUCCUGCAAUGCAAGAUCGGCGGCGACCCUCGUCCCGAGGUGGUCUGGGAGAAGAAGAAUGUACAGAUCCUGUCAGAGGGACGCUACAGGCUGUCGGAGGAGGGCCAGGCCUACUUCCUACACAUCACUGGGGUCAGGCUGGAGGACGCAGGCCAGUAUAUCUGCAAGGCCAGUAACACCGUGGGUGAGACGUGUGCCUCUGCCACACUGAAGGUGGAGGGGAACAGUCAGGAGCGGGAAGGGGUACAGAAACAGACAGAGGUCAAUGGGGUGCAGCAAACCAGGCUGGAGAAUGGAGAGUUAGGGGGGCAACGGAAUGGGGAGUUUAGAAGGAAACAGAACAGGGAGUAUGGAGGGCAACAGAACCAGAAUGGGGAAUAUAGACAGCAAGAGAACAGGGAGUAUGGAGGGCAACAGAAUGGAGAGGUAGAGCAGAGGAAUGGAGAGCUAGACCAACAGAGCAGAAAGGUAGACCAACAGAGCGGAGCGGUAGACCAACAGAGCGGAGCGAUAGACCAACAGAGCGGAGCGGUAGAGAAGGAAAAUGGAGAGGAGAGUGAGCGGGAGAAAAAGAAGCAGCGCUAUGGAGGGGAGCCCCUGCUGUCAGACGACAGACCUCACUUCCUCAUCAAGCCCCUCUCCCUGAGGGUGGACCGGGGCGAGGACGCAGCCUUCUCCUGUAAGCUGUCGGGCAACCCUCUGCCCCAGGUGGUGUGGGAGAAGGACGGGAAGAAGCUGAGCGACAUCUUCGAGAGCGCCCACUUCAACAUCAGCAGCCAGGACGGAGGCUGGUUCCAGCUGAAGAUCUUCCGGACGCGGAUGCCCGACGGGGGUGUCUACACCUGCAGAGCCCAUAACAAUCAAGGAGGGGCGCUGGCGGGCGCAGUGCUGCUUGUGGAGCUCGUCCCGGAACGGCAGGAGAGCGGGGCGUCCACGUCAAAUGGGCACAGCAACGGGCAGACAUCACCUCGUAGUAUGAGGCACAGGAUGGGAAGACACGGUUUGUCGAGACAGCCGGACGAGCCCAAUCUGAACUCUGCCAAUGUGAAGAAAUUUGCGGUGUCGGAGGGGAAACAUGCUAAGUUCCGUUGCUUCGUGACAGGGAAACCUAAGCCUGAGAUCAUCUGGAAGAAAGAUGGAGCGCCCCAAGAGGCUGGGAGGCGUCACCUUCUGUUUGAGGACAGAGAGGGUUACUACACGCUCAAAGUGAUGUACUGUAAACAUCAGGACACAGGGCUGUACGUGUGUGCUGCGUCCAAUGCUCUGGGACACACCCUCAGCUCUGUUUACCUGACUGUCAAAGAUGUAGGAUCUUUAUUUGAGCCAGUUUGCUACAGCAGGGAAAUAAUCCUGCAGCAACAGGACAUGUGA
This is a messenger RNA of Oncorhynchus nerka (sockeye salmon), 2071 nucleotides long. Its product is annotated as peroxidasin homolog. The transcript has 3 exons. Bases 626 to 2071 code for a protein of 481 amino acids. The record is from RefSeq and is a predicted model, not a curated record. NCBI's taxonomy places the organism in Eukaryota, Metazoa, Chordata, Actinopteri, Salmoniformes, Salmonidae.